UCGCUGUUGCAGCUGUCAAAAAAUGAAAACAUCUUUUUAUACACACGUGGAUUCAGUUUUUGUUAAAGAUUUUGUUAAAUAAAAAAUAAUUGGAACUUAAAAUGAUUAAAACUAAGAAGCGUCUGUCGGAUAAUAGGGGUGAUGGUCCAAUAAAAAAGAAGUCACAAAAAUUGGAAUUGGAUAAAGGGAAAAAUAAACCGCCGAAAACUGACGGCUCGUCGAAGGCAAAUAAAUUUGCCAAGACCUCUCAACGAAAUGCUAUAGGAAAGAUGGUGAAAGACAAAUUUGCUCCAAAGUCAUUGGGAAAACCUGGCGCAGGACAACCUCGGGGACUUGACAAGUUUGGUAAAAAUGGUAAAAAGCCAGGUUUAAAGGGAGCAGCACCAGGUGAGGGCGAAAAAACGGACUGGCGCAAAUUUAAACAAGAGAAAAAAGAAUUAAAACUUAAACGAAAACAAGCCAAAGAUUCAUAUGAAGUGUCUGUUGAGGCGAAGCAAAUUUACGAAAAGCUUAAAUGUCGUCGUACUGAAAAUAAAUCAGAGUUGGUAGAAAAGCUGUACAAUGUUUUGAACCGUGGCGAUGUGAUCAAAAAGUUGAUAAUGGCUCAUGACACAGCUCGCAUCAUCCAAUGCAUGUUGAAGUAUGCUUCGCCCGCGAUUCGAGAUCAAAUUUCGGAGAAAUUGUUACCACUCGCUGUGGAAAUGUCUGUAUCCAAGUAUUCACACUUCUGUGUUCUCCGGAUGUUCAAAUACGGUUCGCCCACUAUCAAGUCAAAACUGGUCGAUAGUUUUAUGGGAAAUGUAGUACGUUUAGCUGGACAUAAUAUAUCGAGUAAAAUUCUUGACCAUGUCUAUCAUGCUGUAGCCAAUCCAAAACAACGUGGUUAUCUACGCCAAGAAUUCUAUGGAGAAUUGUAUCGAAGUUCCAAAGACGACAACGUGAAAACUCUUGCCGAUACCUACAAAAAUACUCUUAAUAUGAAAAGAUCAAUUUUAGGCGCGGUUAAAUCUAACCUGGAUCAUUUGGCCAACAAGCAAUUGGUAGAUAAUUCCCUAGUUCAUGCAGUAAUUUUAGAAUAUUUAGGAGAGUGUGAGGAUGACAAAAUAGAAGAAACAGUAAGUUCCUUUGCACCUCUUAUACCGCUUAUGCUGACUACGAAGGAUGGCACCCAAUCAGCGACAAUCUGUUUUUAUAAGUCAACACCCAAGAAUCGGCGAGCUAUAAUAAAAACAAUUAAGGAACACCUGGUUAAAAUUUGUACACAUGAGCAUGGGCAUAUAUUUUUACUUGCAUUAGUAAACUCGCUAGAUGACACUAAGGCAACUAAAAAAGCCAUAUAUGAUACGCUGCAUCCUGAAUUGGAAACCCUGAUGGCAAAUCAAUGGGGUCGUCGCGUCAUUGAAUGGCUGGUGGCGCCUGCAGAUACUAACUGCUUUCAUCCGAGUUUCAUAGCUAAUAUAGAGGAUGGUUUGCAAUAUGGCAAAAAGGACAAAGACAUUCGACGCAAGGAAAUAUUCGAGCAAAUUGAAGAAUCCUUAGCUAAUGCGAUUGCUGAUAAUGCCAAAUUUUGGCUGUCUAAUCGACAUAUUGGCCUAGUCACAGCUGAGAUAUUAAAAAAAUUAAGUCAAGAACACUUUGAGAAAGCCACCUCUGCAAUAGCCGAUGUUAUUGUGGACCCAUCAUGGGCCCUAACUGUAGAAGAAGAACCAAAAAUUAAAAACAAAAAGAUUGUUCACGACGUGGAAAAAAUAAUAUCGGAUGCUACAAAAGCAAAGAAGCAAAAACGAUUGGAGCCUAGUUUUGAGGAAAAUGAACAGAAUGAUUCUACUGACGACGAAGUUGAUAAAAAGAAAGAAAAGGAAGCUGUCACAAUCCCUGGCAUCGAAGAGUCGGGCCUGCACAUCGUAUUGAAAAAGAUUAUCAAAAAUGAUAAGGAGCGCCUAACACAAAACAGCGAAGCGCAAACUUUUGGUUCGAUACUUGUACAAAAAUUAAACGAAGAAACGCUAAAAAAUUGGGUAAAUGUAAACCGCGCCUGUUUUAUCCUGCUGAACACUUUCGAGCAAAAUACUGAAUCAACAAAGUCGAUUCUUAAAGAUCUACUGAAACCACUACAUCAAGUCCUGAAAGAGGGGACGGGAGCAGGUCAAAAAUUAUUACUGAAUAAAAUGGAGUUUUAAUAUAUUUUAGUAUAGUGUGAUUCAUUUUAAUUUUCUUCUUUCAUGUGUGUACUUCACUUUUAUGAAUUAUUUGUAGAGUCCAUGCUAUGGA
Molecule: messenger RNA, 2271 nt
Organism: Rhagoletis zephyria (snowberry fruit fly)
Lineage: Eukaryota; Metazoa; Arthropoda; Insecta; Diptera; Tephritidae
Product: protein penguin-like
Biological process (GO): regulation of translation
Cellular component (GO): nucleolus
Molecular function (GO): mRNA binding
Source: RefSeq, a predicted model, not a curated record